GUUUUGAUCUUAUGGUUAACGAUGCUAAGUGGCUAUCUUCUCUCUCUUCCUUAACAAAUUUUGGCCUGGAUUCAAUGCCAAAUCUUGGCUCCUCUGGUCACUGGCAACAAAUGAUUGCUGAGCUUAUUCCAAACUUAAGAGAGCUGAGACUAGUUCGUUGUAGUCUUUCUGAUCAUGAUAUUUCACCGUUGUUUCGUUCUCAUUCCAACCUUUCCACUUCUCUUUCCAUCCUUGACCUCUCUGAUAAUAUGCUGACAUCAUCAACAUUUCAAUUGUUGUUCAACUAUAGUCAUAAUCUCCAAGAGCUUCGUCUUCGUGGUAAUAAUAUUGAUUUGUCGUCUCCUCACCAUCCAAACUUUCCCUCGCUUGUGGUCCUUGAUCUCGCUGUUAAUGACCUCACAUCAUCAAUAAUUUUAGGAAAUUUCAACUUCAGCUCCACCAUACAAGAACUUUAUCUAGAAGAGUGCAGUUUUACUGAUAAAAGUUUUCUUGUUCCAUCUACUUUCAUAAAAAAGUCUUCAUCUUCUCUUGUCACCCUUGAUCUCUCCUCUAAUCUAUUGAAAUCAUUGGCUAUAUUUCACUGGGUUUCCAACUUCACCACCAAUCUUCAUACACUUUCUCUUGAUCAUAACUUGUUAGAAGGUCCCAUUCCAGAUGGAUUUGGGAAAGUAAUGAACUCUCUUGAAGUUCUAACCCUUUCCUCUAACAAACUGCAAGGUGAGAUUCCAGCUUCUCUUGGAAAUAUAUGCACAUUACAGGAAUUAGACAUUAGCAGUAACAACUUGAGUGGGAAAAUUUAUAGCUUUAUUCAAAAUUCUUCAAUUUUGUCGUCUUUGAGGAGAUUAGAUCUUUCCAAUAAUAAAUUAACGGGUGAAAUACCAAAAAGCAUUCGUUUGUUAUAUCAGUUGGAGAGUCUUCACCUAGAGAAGAAUUAUUUGGAGGGUGAUAUCAACGAAUUGCAUCUCACAAAUUUGUCCAAAUUGAUGGAAUUAGACUUAACAGACAACUCAUUGUCUCUAAAGUUUGCUACUUCCUGGAUUCCAUCUUUCCAAAUAUUUCAUUUGGGACUAGGUUCUUGCAAGUUGGGACCUAGUUUCCCAAGUUGGCUCCAGACUCAAAGUCAGUUAAGCUUUCUAGAUAUUUCUGAUGCUGAGAUUGAUGACUUUGUACCGGAUUGGUUUUGGAACAAGUUACAGUCUAUAAGUGAGUUGAACAUGUCUAGCAACAGUCUCAAAGGUACAAUUCCAAAUCUACCAAUCAAGCUGACUGAUGUUGAUAGAUUUAUAACUCUAAAUUCAAAUCAACUUGAAGGUGAAAUUCCUGCUUUUUUAUCACAAGCGUACAUGUUGGAUCUUUCCAAAAAUAAGAUUUCAGAUUUAAAUCUGUUCUUGUGCGGAAAAGGUGCAACCACAAAAAUCAACACAUUGGAUUUGUCAAAUAAUCAAAUAAUGGGACAGCUGCCUGACUGUUGGGAACAUCUAAUUUCAUUAGCAUAUCUUGAUCUAAGUGAUAAUAAAUUGUCAGGGAAGAUUCCACAGUCCUUGGGUACUCUUGUUAAUUUGGGAGCUUUGGCCUUACGAAACAACAGUUUAACUGGAAAGCUACCAUUCACAUUGAAGAACUGCACAAGUUUAUAUAUAUUAGAUGUGGAUGAAAAUUUGUUGUCUGGUACAAUACCAUCAUGGAUUGGAAAAAGUCUACAACAAUUGGAAAUCUUAAGCUUGAGAGUAAAUCGCUUCUUUGGAAGUGUUCCUGUUCAUCUCUGCUAUUUGAUGCAAAUUCAUCUGUUAGAUCUUUCAAGGAAUCACUUGUCUGGAAGAAUUCCAACAUGUCUGAGGAAUUUUACUGCAAUGAUGGAAAGACCAGUAAACAGAUCUGAAAUUGUAGAAGGCUAUUAUGACUCUAAGGUCUCAUUGAUGUGGAAAGGCCAGGAACAUGUGUUUUUCAAUCCUGAGUAUCUUUUAAUGAGCAUUGAUCUCUCAAGUAACAACUUAACGGGUGAAAUACCGACAGGGUUUGGGUAUUUACUUGGAUUAGUUUCUUUGAAUUUAUCAAGAAACAACUUAAAUGGAGAAAUUCCUGACGAGAUUGGGAAUUUAAAUUUGUUAGAAUUUCUCGACUUAUCAAGAAAUCAUUUCUCAGGCAAAAUACCUUCUACUCUUUCCAAAAUUGAUCGUCUUUCUGUGUUAGACUUAUCAAACAACAAUCUGAUUGGAAGAAUCCCCCUGGGAAGACAGUUGCAAACCUUUGAUGCCUCUACUUUUGGACGAAAUCUUGGUCUUUGUGGUGAGCAACUUAACAAAAGUUGUCCUGGAGAUGAGACAAUAGCAAAGCCUCAAGGACUAGCAAUUGAUGGUGAAGAUGACAAUUCAAUUUUCUAUGGAGCAUUAUACAUGAGCAUUAUUCAAUUUUCUUUUCUUUUUCUUUACGCCCUCAGCAUCCCUACCCUCCUUUCUUCUCUGCAUUCUCUCUUCCUCCACCGGCAACGACCUGCUUUUCGUGUGUUUUUCACGCAGUUCUCAAGACCAGGGUAA
This is a messenger RNA of Glycine soja, 2534 nucleotides long. RefSeq names its product receptor-like protein EIX1. NCBI's taxonomy places the organism in Eukaryota, Viridiplantae, Streptophyta, Magnoliopsida, Fabales, Fabaceae. Gene Ontology annotation, molecular function: protein binding. The record is from RefSeq and is a predicted model, not a curated record. The transcript has a single exon. The coding region runs from base 12 to 2534 and encodes 840 amino acids.